Raphanus sativus (radish) is the source of this 1017-nucleotide messenger RNA. RefSeq names its product zinc finger BED domain-containing protein RICESLEEPER 2-like. The record is from RefSeq and is a predicted model, not a curated record. NCBI's taxonomy places the organism in Eukaryota, Viridiplantae, Streptophyta, Magnoliopsida, Brassicales, Brassicaceae. The transcript has a single exon. Gene Ontology annotation, molecular function: protein dimerization activity; DNA binding. The coding region runs from base 1 to 1017 and encodes 338 amino acids.
AUGAGUCGAGGCAGCUUACCUUUGGACAUCAAAACGAGGUGGAAUUCUACCUAUCUCAUGCUUCAGAGAGCUAUCAAGUUCAAGGUGGCGUUUGAUAAAAUGGAAAUGGAAGACAGGCUCUACAAUGACUACUUCAAUGAAGUUGAGAAUGGGAACAAAAGGAUAGGACCUCCUGCGACUGUUGAUUGGAAUGCAGUGGAGAGGUUAGUGAAGUUCCUUGUCAUCUUCUACAACUCUACGCUUGUUGUCUCAGCUUCCACAACAGUAUGUUCUCAUAAGUGCUAUGGUGAGAUAGUCACUAUAGAGAGCAAUCUGAGCAGGCUAAGUACGAGUUUGGAUAGGGAGUUGAGAACCAAGGCUGAUGGGAUGAGGGCAAAGUUUGACAAGUAUUGGGGAGGCAUGAAGUAUUUCAACAAGAUGGUAAUUGUUGCUUCAGUCUUUGAUCCGACGAAGAAAAUGCAGUUUGCGAAGCUGUGUUUUGAGAAGCUCUACGGCAAAGAAACACCUGAGGCUAAGGCGAUGUAUCAGUCGGUUCACACUCUCUUGACUGAUAUGUUCAAGGAGUACAGUCUUCGCUUGAGGAGAGAUGCAACUGGUGGACAAUCAUCUCAGUCUACUCAAGCAUCGUCAUCAAAUGUACAAGAUCAAGAUCAAGAGUUAGGUGAAAACAUGGAAGACUCGAUGGAUUUGGUCGAUGAUCUCUGUUAUGAGAGGAUGGACUUUGCGUAUACUGAAUUGGUUGCUGAGAUAGGAGUAGAAGAUGCAAGGGAUGAGCUAGAGCUGUAUUUGAAAGAGAAGGUAGAGAAUCCUAAAAACUUUCUUGGAACAGAGUAUGAUGUGUUAUCAUGGUGGAGGCUGAACUGUCACAAGUAUCCCAUCUUAGCAGAGAUGGCCAAAGACGUACUUGCAAUGCAAGUUUCCUCUGUUGCAGCUGAGAGUGCUUUCAGCACCAGUGGUCGACUUGUUGAUCCAUUUCGGAGUUGCUUGUCGCACUUCAUGAUUGAGGUGUUGAUGUAG